This is a messenger RNA of Rodentolepis nana, 1926 nucleotides long. Lineage: Eukaryota; Metazoa; Platyhelminthes; Cestoda; Cyclophyllidea; Hymenolepididae. The record is from the annotation of a GenBank genome assembly.
AUGUAUCACUUCGGACAGUGGAACAAGACAGCCACAAUUCUGGAUCCUCGCCUGCCCACAGGUCUCUGUAAUCCCGGCGAAUUUACUGGCAAAGACAACUCCAUUUUCUGCGUGACUCCAGCCGAAUGGCAUCACUCAGACAUCACCUAUGGAGGCGAAACUGCAGGUGCAGCAGGAACGACAGCCAAAGCCAGAAUCGUCGCUUGUCUCCAGAGGUUCACCCAGCGAAGUGCUCAAACUGGCAAAGAACUCCAUCGAAGUACAUAUGUCCAACAUACUAAGAUUGCUCGAUGGAGGAGUUCGGAGAAACGAGAAGACGCAGCAUCUGGUCCAGGUGCAGCUCCAUUGGACGAUCAUAUGUCAGGCCAGUCAGAUGCCCUUUCUUCACCGGAAAAUAUGCUUAGGACAGUUCCAAACGUCAGUGAUGUAUGGAAACAGUGCGCUCGAUCUCCAUUGGGUGGUGAUGAGAGCGGCUUGGUAAUUUCUCCAUCCUCCCUUAGUCUCUGUCCUUACAAUCGUCUCCAAAUCCUUCAAUCCCUCUGUCCAGCCGCUGCUACCGCUAUCAUGAUUCUGGGUGGACAGAUGCCAGAAAUGCGCAGUGAAAACUGCCCCAACCAAUCCCCUUGCUAUCGUGCUUCCACCGUUACCGCUGAAGCUUGGUGUCCGCGGACCCUGAUGACUUCGGAGGGUAUUGAAGAUCUCCUACUUUUUUCGAUGCCCGAUGGUCUUGACGUCGACUCCUCAUCCUCAAAGCAAAAUUGCCUCCUUCGGGGUGGAACUCUGGAUGGCCUCCUGGUAUACGCCCUGAAAAUCUUUCGCAAAAGCACUCCAGAUACUUACGAGAGCCUAAUUUCAAACAUCUUCAUACAACUCUACCCCACAUUCACCAUUCCAAUGGAAGUUGUUAAUAGACUCAUACAGCGCUAUCUGGCUUUCGUUCCUAUCGAGCCUGGUGGUUUAGGAUGCAUUGAAGUGAGCGAAAAGGAGAUGGACUUUGAUGUUCAAUGGAGUGAGGCUUUGAACAUAUUGCAAUUUCUUCACACACUGCUUACUCGAACAGAAAGACGACUGUAUGACUGCAAGCUAGAGACAAAGAUAAUCAGAUUUGCUCAGCUGCUAAAGGUAGACGCUCGAAUUGCUGAACAGAAGUCUUCCGGUCGAAAUGUCUGCGUUAUUGACGAGAGUGAAGAUGAAAAUUUGGUCUGCUUUCACACUGAUCCUAAUGAUUCCAAAUUAAACUACCUGAAUCCAAUUGCAGCUGAGCUGAAUAGGAUAAGUGAAUGUCUAAUAGAUCUCUUACCCCUCGGAGGCCUAAAAGGAGGCAUAUUGGAGCAACCAACUGAUAAAAAUCAUGAGAAAGCAAUCGAGUCAACUAAAGAAAAUUCAAAAUAUUGUACAUGCCAAAAAAGACUGAAUCGAUUUUUACUGUAUGGCGUUAAGGAGCUCGCAGAACAGAUUACCGCUAUGGAGGAAGUCUUUUUCGAUAGCAUUAAGAUUUACGAAUUGAUCAACAUUAAAGACUUGGAGAAGGGCAACACCCCAACCCUUUCUCGUUGUGUUCAGCAUUUUAACGACUUGAAUUCUAUGGUGAGGUGUCUGAUUCGCAUGGCAAAGGAGUUGGGCCAACCGCUACCUAAGUGUCAACCGAUGAAACCGGAAGAUAAUAAUCCAGAGGAUAAACAGAUCGGACUAGUUCAAAAGUGUUCCCUUUGUGGACUUGAGAAGGAAUCGCUGGCACCGAAUAGCCCGGUGAAAGAGAGCCAGCCAAAAGUCUCAGGAAAUACAACAAGUCCUAGGAGGAAUAGCUUGAAAAGUUACCUCUGCAUGUCACCAAUAACACAGAACUCAUCAAUGAGUGUAAGGAAAAGGAAUUUCAUACUUGAGAAGACACUGUCCCAUCUUUGUGACUUGGCUGAGGUAAUUUGA